Messenger RNA from Moneuplotes crassus, 1993 nucleotides. NCBI's taxonomy places the organism in Eukaryota, Ciliophora, Spirotrichea, Euplotida, Euplotidae. The record is from the annotation of a GenBank genome assembly.
CUAUAAUCUUUGUACAGAUUUUUAUUAUAAGAUAGAUAGACUGUCAAUGCUUCUUUUCAUCAUACUGAGAACUUCCUAUUUUUACUUGUCUCUAGGUCAGGUUCACUAUUAGCUUUCUUGAGGAACUCUUUAGGAAAUGAAGUAAAGGCGACUAUUUAAUCAAAAUACAAAGUGAAUGUUUUCUUUAUGGUCUUAAGCAUAGCUUUGAAGAUAAAAUCUCUGAGAAUAGGUCACAUUAUAUUGACAAUCAAGUCAUAAUCCAAUAGAUACUCCUUUUUGCCUUUUAAGACCAAGUCUUGUAAAUAGCAAAAGUGAGAUUUUAUUUAUUUGAUAUCUCCUAACCUUCUAAAAUAUCUAGAAGUUAACUGCAAAGUCUUCAAAAUGCUCACGAAAUGGCAGCACAGAAUUUUCUGAUGGCUCUCAGUUUUUAAAUUUCAAUUCCUCCUGCUCUUUUACACUUUCCUCUUUGCUCUGAUUGUCUUAACUUAUUUGUGAGAGAUUUACAAGCUCCUGAUCUCCUCAGAAGAAUUCUUUCUGAAUUGCUUUAGGUUCGAAACAAAUGUUUCGCUUGUUUACUUAUUGGGCUUCUCUUUGGAAAGACUUCUAUUUAUGAUUCUCUUGAGACUGGCUUAUUUCUUCCUUUAAGAAUUCAAGUUGUGUUGCUCUUGUUCUUUUGGCUCUUCAUAUACUCCAUCUUCUAAUCAGGUUGAUUGGCUUAGUCAUGGUUAGGUUUGCUAUUAUUUAGCUUGACCUAAUCAGUAUACUCUAGAUCUGAAAAUUUAGGAACUUGUUUAUGGCCAAUAGAAACAUCGUGUUGAUUUAUCCUCCUCUUCAACUCUUGAUUUGAGAGGACUUGUUUGUGUUGAGACUCUUCAGGCUUGUUCUGAUAAAUCUGAAGAUUUUUAUUUCCGGCUUCUGGACUAACUUCUUUAAAAUUGUGGCAAGAGACUCUCCUAAUUUUGACAGAUUAUAAAUAUUAGCUUAUUGCUUUCCAAUGGAAUGCACUAUUCAUAUACAGAAGACUUUUAACUUUUCUGACAAAUGAUUCUCUUGUUCAGUACUUAUUUUUUAUUUCUUGAAUAAUUAUAAGCUUGUUCUCUCUUCUUUUUUUAAAGAAUCCUUUAUAAAUAUCACUAUCCAAAGGAUUUCUAAACUCCAUUGGCUAUAUCUCAGGAAUCUUUUUCUUAUUAUAGAAUGGAUACCCAUUAUCAUUGCUUUCAACUUCAAUUUUCUUGUUGUUUUCCCUAAAUUUAUAACUUACCUGAUUCCUAUACUCUUCCAAAUAGCUCUGUUUAUUUGUCUGUUUCAAAACUUUCUUCUACUGGAGCACUUUUUGGUUGGCUUCCUUCUGUUGUGCUGCUCUUGCUUUAGCUGUAAAACUAAUCAAUCAAACUUCUUAAGCACCUUUUCUGCUAAGCCUGAUUACUGAGUUAAAGCAUUUUAAUGGCUUCAUCUGAUCUUGCAAAUAAAAAGUCAUAUCAUUAACAUUGUUUGGGAAUGAGAAAUUCACAAACCUUAUAGCAUGCUUAUUUAAGGGAUUAAAGCCAUGCAGCACGAAUGAGUUGAUAUCAAAGAACUUUAAAUAUCUUAAUUUUUGUAAAAAUGUUGAAUCCUCUCCCUUACGAAAAUAGCAAAUAAAUCUACCAAAGUUAAAACUUUCUCCAGAGUUUAGAUCCAGUGGCUUUUCAUAAAUUAUCUCUGCAAAGAUAUUAUAAUAAACGCUGCAGCAACGCUUAUAAUCUCGCUUCUUUUCUUUUGAAAAUAUAGAUCUCUCUAUACUACACCACUAAAAUCUAUCAAUCAUGACUAAAACACUAUCAGAAUUUAUCGGCCCAUCCUAGAGUUCCCUAUUUCCUCCUUUUCAGUGCAUAAAACCAGCCCCAAACUCCCCUACCCAUCCCAAUGCCCAGCACUCCAAGUGACCCCUUCCCCCACUCACGCUUGGUUCCUUCUUCUUCUUUUCCUAUCCCAGUCAGCUGGUUUUCCAUUUUUC